Molecule: messenger RNA, 6441 nt
Organism: Triplophysa dalaica
Lineage: Eukaryota; Metazoa; Chordata; Actinopteri; Cypriniformes; Nemacheilidae
Gene: kif13bb
Product: kinesin family member 13Bb
Exons: 43
Coding region: 224-5932 (1902 amino acids)
Biological process (GO): regulation of protein localization; microtubule-based movement
Cellular component (GO): adherens junction
Molecular function (GO): cell adhesion molecule binding; microtubule binding; microtubule motor activity
Source: RefSeq, a predicted model, not a curated record
CGCAGCGCCGCAUGCAGACUCUCUCACUUUCACGCACGCACAGGCACAGCGCAGGUUUCGUUCGUUCAGUCCCACACCGGCGACACCGGCUCGACAGCUUCGAGAGUUUAACACGGUCGAUGUGACACGCUGGAUAAUCGUGUCGUUUAAUCUGUAAUCUGUGCUGGAAUGCCACACACAGACCUGUGACGAGGAAAUCACUGACUACAUCAGCACACCACAGAUGCAGAAGAUAAUAAUGGACGACAGAACUCUAAGUGAUUCUAAUGUGAAAGUGGCCGUUCGGGUCCGACCCAUGAACAGGAGAGAGCGGGACCUGAAGACAAAAUGUGUUGUGGAUAUGGAAGGAAAUCAAACUGUGCUGUAUCCAGCCAGUGGAAACCUGGGAAAAGGCGACAGCAGGGCCAAGCCGAAGGUCUUCGCGUAUGAUUAUUGCUUCUGGUCUAUAGAUGAGACUGAGGUCACCAAGUUUGCAGGUCAGGAUGUGGUGUUUCAGUGUCUUGGAGAGAGUCUUCUGGACAGCGCUUUCCAGGGAUAUAACGCCUGUAUAUUUGCAUAUGGCCAAACAGGCUCUGGAAAGUCCUACACGAUGAUGGGAACGGCCGAGCAGCCGGGUCUGAUUCCACGGCUCUGCAGUUCUCUGUUUGAGCGUACGGUUCAAGAGCAGCGGGAGGGUGAGAGCUUCGCCGUGGAGGUCUCUUUCAUGGAGAUCUAUAAUGAGAAGGUGCGAGAUCUUCUGGAUCCUAAAGGGAGCCGACAUGCUUUGAGGGUCCGGGAGCAUAACGUGUUGGGGCCGUACGUGGACGGUCUGUCUCGACUCGCUGUGACCAGCUUAAAGGACAUUGAGUCGCUGAUGUCCGAGGGGAAUAAAUCUCGCACCGUGGCGGCCACAAACAUGAAUGAGGAGAGCAGUCGCUCACACGCCGUGUUUAACAUCGUUCUGACUCACACACUCAGAGACCUGAAGACUGGGACGAGUGGAGAGAAAGUGAGUAAACUCAGUCUGGUGGAUCUGGCUGGUAGUGAGAGAGCAGAUAAAACAGCAGCUGCUGGAGAGAGACUGAAAGAAGGCAGCAAUAUUAACAGAUCUCUCACUACACUGGGCUUGGUGAUCUCAGCUUUAGCAGAGCAGGGCGCUGGAAAAAACAAGAGUAAAUUUGUUCCCUACAGAGAUUCUGUGCUCACGUGGCUGCUGAAGGACAGUUUAGGAGGAAACAGCCGUACGGCUAUGGUGGCCACGGUGAGCCCUGCGGCCGACAACUACGAAGAAACUCUCUCAACGCUGAGAUACGCCGACCGGGCCAAAAGCAUCGUCAAUCACGCCGUGGUCAACGAAGACCCCAACGCCCGCAUCAUCAGAGAGCUUAGAGAGGAGGUGGAGAAACUGCGCAGUCAGCUGACGGAGGCCGAGUCAAUGAAGGCUCCCGAGCUCAAAGAGAGACUGGAGGAGUCUGAGAAGUUGAUCCAGGAGAUGACGGAGAGCUGGGAGGAGAAGCUCAGGAAGACGGAGGAGAUCGCACAGGAGAGACAGAAGCAGCUGGAAAGCUUGGGGAUUUCUCUGCAGUCGUCCGGGAUCAGAGUCAUCGAUGAUAAAUGCUUUCUGGUCAAUCUGAAUGCUGACCCCGCCCUCAACGAGCUCCUCGUCUACUAUUUAAAGGAACACACGCGUGUGGGCUCUGCGGACUCUCAGGACAUUCAGCUGUGUGGUUUGGCGAUAAACCCAGAGCAUUGCGUGAUAGACAUGAAGCCAGAGACAGGUGUAACGCUCACACCAAAGAGAAACGCCCGGACGUGUGUGAAUGGGGCUGCCGUCUCUUCUCCUGUUCAGUUACAUCACGGAGAUCGAAUCCUCUGGGGAAACAACCACUUCUUCAGGAUUAGCAUGUCUCAUGUGUAUCGUGGCGAGGAGGCCGGUGUGAUGAAGGCUGCUCUGAACACUGAGCUCAGUCAUGACUCCAGCAUCAGUUUUGAGUCUGCGCAGACGGAGGUGAUGAUGAAAGCGUUGGAAAACAAUGAUCCCUUGCAGUCAGUUGUUCAUUCUCUCGAGCGCAGACACGAGGAGGAGAAACGCUCGGCUCUGGAGCGCCAGCGGCUCAUGUACGAGCAGGAGCUGCACCAGCUGCGCAGACGGCUGUCAUCAGAGCUGCACACGCAGAGCUCUCAUCCACAGAGACACAGAAGCACUGAACAUCUCAACAUGACCUCAAACACACAGAGCAGACUGCAACAGUGGAGUGAAGAGAGGGAAGCUUUGAUGAGUCGGACUCUUCGUAAGCUCAGAGAUCAGAUUGUGAGAGCAAAUCUUCUGGUGCAGGAGGCUGGAGUCAUCUCUGAAGAGCUCAACAAGAAAACUGAAUACAGAGUCACUCUACAGAUACCUGCAGCUAACCUCAACGCCAACCGCAAGCGCGACUCUGUUCUGAGCGAGCCGGCGGUGGAGGUGAGGAGGAGGAGUAAAGGCAAACAGAUCUGGGCCAUGGAGAAGAUGGAAAACAGACUGGUGGAUAUGAGAGAACUCUAUCAGGAGUGGAAAGACUUUGAUGAAGACGAUCCUGUCAUGCGCUCUUACUUCAAGCGUGCUGAUCCGUUCUUUGACGAGCAGGAGAAUAACAGUCUCAUCGGUGUGGCGAACGUCUUCCUCUCCUGUCUGCUGUAUGACGUCCGGCUGCAGUAUGCAGUACCCAUCAUCAAUCAGAAGGGGGAGGUCGCAGGUCGGCUUCAGGUCGAGGUCGAGCGUGGGAUUGGCGGGCCGGAGGAGCGUGAAGCAGAGGGAGGAGACUCCGAGACCACAGCAGACGGCGAGACGCAAGAACGCAAAUUUACAUGCAUGAUGAAGAUCUUACAGGCGACAGGAUUACCUCAGCACCUCUCAAACUUCGUGUUCUGUCAGUAUCACUUCUGGGAUCAUUCAGAAGCUGUGGUCAUAGCUCCCGAGGUGAACCUGAGCGCCGUCAGCAGUAAAGAGCCGCAGAGAUCCGUCGUCUUCAAUAACUGCAAGAAGCUGGAAGUGACGGCGACAGAAGAUUUCCUGGAGUUUGUGACAGACGGCGCUGUGGCUGUUGAGGUUUACGGUCACAAGCAGUCAAACCCGCGCAGAAAUCUGGCACUAUGGGAUGUGGGGGUGAUCCAGUCGAAGAGUCGCUCGCUCAGAGAGAGGUGGAGUGAGGUGACGCGCAGGCUGGAGCUCUGGGUGCAGAUUCUGGAGCUGAAUGAUGUAGGAGAGUUUGUGCCGGUGGAAGUUCAAGCAGCUAAAGAUGUCCAUACGGGAGGAAUCUUUCAACUGAAACAGGGUCAGACGCGGCGUGUUCAGGUCUCCGUGCGUUCGGUUCAGGAUUCUGGGACAAUGCCGCUCAUCACAGAUUCUGUGCUCAACAUCUCCAUCGGUAACGUGGAGGUCCAUCACAUCCAGCCUAACAGAACCCCUCCGAGGGUGGGAGAUAAAGACGCAGACAGUUAUCAGGAAGUGGAUCUGGAGAGACUCCGAGCGCAGUGGCUGACGGCUCUAACCAAACGGCAAGAAUAUCUGGACCGCUGUCUCCAGGAAGUCGUCUGCAAGCAGGAUAAAUCUGAGGAGGACGUGGAGAGCGAGUCUCAGCUCCUGGAGUGUCGACUGACGCUCACCGAGGAGAGAAACGCGGUGUUGGUACCGUCUCCUGGCAGCGGGAUCCCAGGAGCUCCAGCGGAGUGGGUUCCUGCUCCAGCAAUGGAGACUCACGUCCCCGUCAUCUUCCUCGAUCUGAGCGCCGACGACCUCCACGAUCAUCUCUCCACUCCUCCGGCCGGAGGCCAGGAUGCCGUUUUGAGCAGAGAGGACGAGGACGACUUCAUGGACUUGCAGAUCGUCCGACACUACGAGGAUGAGGUGAAGGCUGAGGCAUCGUGGGAUUGUACGGUUCACGAGUGUCCCGAGCUGAGUCGAGCGGGCGGGCAGGAACACAGAGUUUAUCUCACAGUCUCCACCAGCGUUCUGCUCAGCCACCCGGCGCGCAUGCAGCUCGUCCUGCGCAAACGCAUCUGCGUCAACAUCACGGCACGACAGGGUUUCGCUCAGAGUCUUCUCAGGAGGAUUUCACAUCGCAGCUCGGUUCACCGCUGUGGAGUCACGUUUGACGUAGUCUCCAAUAUUCCAGGGGAGAUGCAGAGCUCGGAGGACAGAGAGACGCUGGCGAGAUUGGCCACCAGCGCUGAGAACUCCGGCGCUCACAGUGAGGCUGCCAUAGAGAAAUAUCUGAGGAGUGUGUUAGCGGUGGAGAACGAGCUGACGCUGGACCGCCUCAGACAGGAGGUUUCCGUGCGGGAGCAUCUGCAGGAAAAAGGAAAAAUCACCAAACGUGCCGUCAGUUCACCCAGUGUUAACAGACUGUCUGGCAGCAGGAAAGAUCUGAUCGACAGCCAGAACUCAGAAGAACACAGAGUUUCCACAUCACACACAAAGAGUUCCUCACAUUCACCAUCAUCACACACCCAAAGUCCUGAGUCAGGUCUCUCAGGAUCAGCUGCAUCUUAUUUCUCCCCAGUUAAAGCUCUCGUGUCUCCAGUGCCAAAGAUGAUCAUGUCUCUGUUAUCUAAGAAAGAAGAGAAGAAAGAUCCGUCACCACCGGCUGUCUUUGAGCGGAAUCUCCCCCGUAUUGUCAUAGAGUCUGUUAGUCUUGAGGACCUCAGCAGCUGUCAGCAGGCUCCUGCAGAAGAUGCUCUCCCAGCCGGUCAACCGGAGUCUGCGUCAUACGUCCCAAUUAUUUCUGUCAUUACUGACCGCAGUGACAUCACUGAAGAAUCGGAUGUUCCUUUAGAAACGACCACUGACGAUCAGAUGGGUGCAGCUGUCGAGACGUCACGUUCAGAAACGCCCCCUCCUGUCCAUUCAGAGGUUGAAGAGGUCCCGCAAUCUUCGGUUUCUCCCGCGGAUGAGAGUGUUCCACCUCAAGAGAUCGACGAGGAUCCACCUUCUGUUCUUGUGGAGGACGGGGAUCCCAAGCAAAGCCCGGCUGCUGAGUCCACAAACAGUCCUGUCAGCGAUGUCUCCAGCGGAUACAUCUCCACAAGCGUCUCCUCUGCGACUCUCUCCGAAUCGCUCAUCUUGAAUGAGAGUGAAAUGGGGAAAUUUACAGAAGCCGAACCAGAGACGAUCAGUGAGGUUCUGUCGGCGAGAAGCACAUCACCUGAAGACUGGACACCGCUUCAACCUGCCAGCCUAGAACACGGAGAACAGACUUCUACAGACGUCCAGAGAGCAUCAGAAGAACACGGUCAGGUGUCUCCUCCAGCCGAAAACUUUGAAGUAAUCACAAACCCGUCAAACCCUUUAGCAUCAUCGAAAUCAUCAGAGCCAUCGCUUCCUCCACCACAGCCGCCUGCAAACAUCCAUCCAUCCAAACCUGAGGAACACCGAAAGUCUCUUUCUGCCUCCACCGGCAAUCCUUUCCACAUCCAGAGAGUGAAGACAUCAGGCCUGAAGUCUUUCCUGCACGAGGACGCUAAAGAUAAAGACAGCGACUCUUUAUCAACAUUGAGUUUAUCUCAGGAGACACUGGAGAUCCUGUCCGAUUCAGAGGAAGGCCUUGACGCUCCGCUUCCCGAUUGGCUGAAGGAGGGGGAAUACGUCACCGUGGGUACCAAUAAAACCGGAACGGUCCGUUACGUUGGGCCGGCCGACUUCGCGAAGGGUGUUUGGGUCGGCGUGGAGCUUGAUGUUCCUGCAGGUAAAAAUGACGGUUCGGUCGGCGGCCGCCAAUAUUUCCAGUGUAACCCUGGAUACGGCGUUCUCGUGAGAACGGAUCGAGUCACGAAAGCCACGGGUACGGCUAAAAGACAGAGACAGAAGCGUCAGCAGAACCUGUCAGGAUCCAGUCCAAACCUGGCAGCCCUCACAGCGCUGGCCAAAGGAGACGGUGGCGGACGGAAGGGAGACAACAGGAAGUCUUGGCUUAGCUGAAGUGUUAACGUGCCACUGCGAGGAUUUGCUGGUACGACUGCAGAUGAUUUGAAACACUCCCAUUUGCUUAAACAUAUCAACAUUACAUAGUGCCUUGUGAUUUGAGACUGGAUUUCAGCCUCAACAAACAGUAUUUUGAUAUUUUGUUUGUGUGUGUAUCAGAGAGCAUACUCUUUUUUUUUUAAAAUGUGUGAAAUCAGAAUAUUAAUAGAAUAACAAUGUUUCGAUUCAUCAGUUUUAAAUUGAACUAUAUUUUUCGUGCAAACAUGUGGUGUUUGAUUUAUGGAGAUUUAAAGUGCCAGACGGUUUUAUGAGAGAUUGUAUUUUAGUAGUCUGUUGGGCUGAUUUUAUCCUCUCUUGGCUGUGUUCUUUUGUGUUGUUGUCGUCUUUUUAAAUGAGUAAUUUAUGAUCAAAUUCCUUUUUAUUUAUUUCGCAGAGCUUAUUGACAACAUAACGUUGAGAUUUUUUUUAUUGAAAAUUUGAAUGAAUAAACUCUUAUAUUAUUCAUA